CUGUAUAGUAUUAAAUUCAUAUUUUAUUAUAUAUACAAAAUAUAGUAUAUAUUUUUAUAUAUAUACUAAAUUUGUAUACAUACAACUAUAUAUAGACUCGUUUUGUAUAGCACAGCACAGUUCAUCCACAUCUCCUCAUUGGAUCAUCAAUCGAACAAUAACAUGAAAACCAAAGGCUUUUCCGAUUUAUACCUUGUUCUUUCUCUGGUCUUCUGCUUUGUGGUCUUUCAAGGUUCCGUACAUGGUCGUCUGCUCUCCAUCUCCAAACCCAAACCUGAUAAUGCGGCCCCUUUCGCUCGAUGGUUGGUCUCUCAGAGUUCUUGGGGGGUCUUAAAUACCAUCUCAAGUGAUCUGGGAGGAGCACCUUUUGGAAAUGUGGUUUCCUUCAGUGAUGGGCUACCUGGGAAAGGCCGCGGAAUUCCAUACUUCUAUUUGACAACCCUUGAUCCAACUGCGAGUAAUGCACUGAAAGAUCAGAGGUCUUCCUUCACAAUCAGUGAAUAUCCAAUUGGAACUUGUAACAAAGCAGAUCCUGAGAAUCCCACAUGCUCAAAAAUUACACUCACAGGAAAGUUACGCGUACUUGAUGAGAAUUCCAGUGAAGCUAAAUUUGCUCAAACCGCCUUGUUUGCAAAGCAUCCUGAGAUGAAGGACUGGCCUAAGGAUCAUGAUUUUCAGAUCUUCAAAUUAGAAAUUGAAGAUAUCUUUAUGAUCAAUUGGUUUGGUGGUCCAAAACCUCUGACGGUGGAACAGUACCUGCAUGAAAAAAUGAACGAACACUCCUUCAUUCUCUGAAUAUGCUUCUGAUCUCCAUCCUUCCAAUGUAUUUGUGUGUUGGACCUGAAAGGCGCUCCAUUGUAGAGUAUAUUACAAACCCUUUGUAAAUAAAUGUAUGUUACAUUUUUAUGUAAAUAAGUUUAUAUCAUGUAAUUAUCAUGCCCCUAUUGUCCAGGAAUAUAAUCCUAGACAAUAAACUUAAACUGGAGCUUGAAGUCAGGCUCAUUAUUAUUUAUACCAAAAUGUUAAAUAAUCUUCUGCUA
Cornus florida is the source of this 1040-nucleotide messenger RNA. RefSeq lists its product as uncharacterized. The transcript is spliced from 6 exons. Lineage: Eukaryota; Viridiplantae; Streptophyta; Magnoliopsida; Cornales; Cornaceae. The record is from RefSeq and is a predicted model, not a curated record. The coding region runs from base 163 to 795 and encodes 210 amino acids.